Molecule: messenger RNA, 9444 nt
Organism: Chilo suppressalis (striped riceborer)
Lineage: Eukaryota; Metazoa; Arthropoda; Insecta; Lepidoptera; Crambidae
Source: the annotation of a GenBank genome assembly
AUCCCAUGAAGGUGCCUUUUUAUAUUUUGCAUUCGUCGCCAUUGCGAACUUUAGCAAAUAGUAACUAACUUCACAUUAUUGUUCGAUCAUCCAUCGUUCAUCUAUCAAGCGGUUAUAUAUUUCGUAGUUUUACUUUAUAUUUUCAAUGUUGUGCCAAUUAUUGUUGUAAUUAAGAGUUAACUAAUGGUUUAAAAUCACUUAGAUGGUAUGAAUGUAGUGAAACAAACAUUAUUGUUUGCAAACGCGCAUAUGCUUUGUUGUGAGAACCACCUUUAUCUGCUGUCAUUCUGAGCUAUAGUAACUAAAUUUUUGAUAAUGAAACAAGUUACCCGUUGAAUGUUAGGUCAUCAAGUGGACGACAGUGCGGCAGUGCAAGAGACUUGUAAUGUUUGUUAAUGUUUCGUGAUGAAAUUGGUGAUAAUAUUUGGAGCAGCAAUCGGGAGAAUGUGCGGUGGCGUUUAGCCUUAGUGGCAGAGGACGUCAGAAACAGUUGAGCAUGGAGACUGUGAAGGACGAGGAGCGAUUGAGGCGGCUCCACGCCCUGGAGGACCGCCUGUGUGAUCCGCGCUCUACUGGCAACGUGGAUUGCUUAUUGGACACUGUUACUGCCCUCAUCUCAGAUUGCGAUCACCCGGCCAUUCGGCGAAUGAAAAAUGUCGAGGCUUACACCAGCAGAUAUGAAGCAUUUGCUUCAGAAAUUGUUGAUCUACGAUUGAAAGCAGCUGAUUUUGACUUAAUCAAAGUGAUUGGUCGUGGUGCGUUUGGUGAAGUACAACUAGUCAGGCAUAAGUCCACUCGUCAAGUAUAUGCUAUGAAACUUCUCAGUAAAGUUGAGAUGAUCAAGAGAUCAGACUCUACAUUCUUUUGGGAAGAAAGACAUAUAAUGGCACAUGCAAAUUCAGAAUGGAUAUUGAAAUUGCACUUUGCAUUUCAAGAUCACAAGUAUCUUUACAUGGUAAUGGAUUAUAUGCCAGGGGGAGAUCUUGUAAGUCUCAUGUCUAAUUUUGAUAUACCAGAAAAAUGGGCAAAAUUCUACACUAUGGAAAUAGUCUUGGCUCUUGAUGUUAUUCAUGGAAUGGGCUUUGUGCACCGUGAUGUGAAACCAGACAAUAUGUUGAUUGAUAAGUAUGGUCAUUUAAAGUUGGCAGAUUUUGGCACAUGCAUGAGAAUGGGCCCUGAUGGCCUUGUGCGUGCUAGUAAUGCUGUAGGUACACCUGACUACAUCUCACCAGAAGUAUUGCAGUCACAAAAUGGUGAAGGUGCUUAUGGGCGUGAAUGUGAUUGGUGGGCAGUAGGAAUAUUUUUGUACGAAAUGUUAAUAGGUGAUCCUCCUUUUUAUGCUGACAGCUUAGUAGGAACUUAUGGUAAAAUUAUGGAUCAUAGGAACUCUUUGCAAUUUCCGGAUGAUGUAGAAAUAUCAAAAGAAGCAAAAUCACUCAUAAGAGGUCUUUUAACUGAUAGAACUAGAAGACUGGGUAAAGACAAUGUUGAUGAUAUCAAACAACAUCCAUUUUUUAUUAAUGAUCAAUGGAGUUUUGAAAAUCUUCGAGAUUCAGUGCCUCCAGUGGUACCAGAGUUGUCCAGUGACGAUGAUACAAGAAAUUUUGAUGACAUUGAAAAGUCAGAUGCAUUAGAUGAAUCUUUCCCAGUGCCAAAAGCUUUUGUUGGUAAUCAUUUACCAUUUGUAGGAUUUACUUAUAAUGGUGAUUAUCAGAUAUGUGGAGGAAGAAAUAAGCCUGUUGAUGUAGUGGACACAAUCUCUAACAAUCAUAUAAACAAUGUUGGAUCUGAGGCAAUACUCCAGUUAGAAAAGUUGUUAGAAAGGGAACGAGACAGUCGCCGUAAACUUGAAGAUAGACAAGUAAUUUUAUGCACCCAACUGGAAGAUUUAUCACAAAGAGAUUCUAGAAGUAAAAAAAUUAUUGCUGAUACUGACAAAGAGUUAGCAUUACUUAAACAUGACCUAAAAGAAAUACAACGAAAAGCUGAAGUUGAGGCAGAAUCAAGAAGGAAAGCUGAGAUAAACUAUCAUGAUGCAAAGCGACGUUUUGAAGAAGAGCAAAAUAGGAGAGCAAAAGAAAUGAGUAACUUACAAAUUUAUAAUGAUAAGAUAAAUAUUUUGGAAAAGCAACUAAAUGAGAUGCGUGAUAAAUUGAAACAAGAGUCGGAGGCGGCAGCUAAGUCAAGAAAACAAGCAGCAGAAUUGAGUGCAGCCCAAGCAGCAGCUGCUGCCGUUAGUGAUGGCACAAUGGCAAGCUUGCGGGCACAGAGAGAUGCCUUAGAGAGAGAAUGCGGUAUGCUAUCUGAGGAAUUAGGAACAGUGAAAGCUGCAAAACAAAGAUCCGAAGCAGCUUUAACUGAAACAACUGCCAGACUUAACUCGUCACAUGUGGAAUUGGAAAGAUCUUCAUCGAGAUUACUUCAAGUUGCUGCUGAUAACAGACAGUUAACUGAACGCGUAUCUUCACUGGAAAAAGAAUGUGCCUCAUUAUCACAUGAGCUUCGAGCUGCACAGCAUCUUUACCAACAAGAACUGCGAGCACAUCAGGACACACAGAGGUCGCAAUUGCUAUCUAAGCAAGAAGCCAAUUUGGAGCUAGUCAAGACUCUGCAAGGUAAAUUGAAUGAAGAGAAGGUAGCUCGCCAGCGCUCUGAGGCCGCAUGCCAGGAGAAGGACCGUCAAAUGUCGAUGCUCAGCGUAGACUAUAGACAGAUGCAACAGAGACUGCAAAAGUUGGAGGGUGAACACCGCCAGGAAAGUGAAAAGGUGGUCGGUCUCGCGGCGGCCUUAGAGCAGGAGCGAUCCGCCCGCUUGGCGGCGAGCAGCGAUGUGGCGGCGGCUGAGGCAUCUGCCCGAGCCGCCGCCGCGGAGAGAGACGCCCGUGCGAGAGACUUGCAUGCGGUGCGUUCCGCAUUGCACGACGCCUCAGAGAAACUGGCCGCCGCCUCCGCAGAGCGAGACAUGCACGUGGCGAGGAGCGAAGAGCUUCGGUCCCAAUUGGAGAGCGAGCAGCACUACUGCUUGAUGUACCGGACACAAGCGAGCGAGUUGCGCGCGCAGGCAGAUGAAAGCUCUCGCGCUGCGCGGGACUUAGAGCAAGAACGGGCCAGUCUGAUGCACCAGCUGCAGUUGGCCAUCGCACGCGCCGACUCUGAGGCCAUCGCUAGGUCGAUAGCGGAAGAAACUGUCGGCGAACUAGAGAAAGAGAAGACUAUGAAGGAGUUGGAAAUGCGAGACGCGCUCGCUCAACACCGCGGUGAGCUGGCAGCACGCGAUUCCUUGGUACAGGGUCUAAGGGACCGCGACCACGAGAACCGAGCCACCAUAGAUUUGCAAAGAAAGGAGGUAGACGAAUUGAGACGCAGCGGAACUGCAUUAGCAGAACGCGUGGCGACUCUCCAGCACUUCCAGGAAGAAGUGGACCGGCUCAACAAGAAGCUCAAAUCUGAGAUCAUGCUCAAACAGCAGGCCGUCAACAAACUGGCUGAGAUCAUGAAUAGGAAAGACAUGAACCCCGCGACUACGAAGAACAAGAGCAAGAUGUCCGUACGCAAAGACAAGGACUAUCGAAAGCUUCAACAAGAGUUGACUCGAGAAAAGGAAAAAUUCGACCAGCACAUAUCGAAGCUGCAGCGCGAUUUGCAAGAUUCACAGCAACAACUAGUGGAAGAACAGCAGACCAGGCAGCGAUUAGCUAUGGAGGUGGACAGCAAGGACGCGGAAAUCGAGCAGCUAAAAGAAAAACUAGCCGCUUUAACGAGCGAGACCGCAUCGCAAUCGUCCGCCGAUGCCGAAGACGGGGAGACGGAACAAACGCUCGAAGGCUGGCUGUCUGUGCCCUUCAAGCAGAAUAUACGGCGCCACGGAUGGAGGAAACAAUAUGUGGUGGUUUCUUCAAAGAAGAUCAUCUUCUACAACACAGAGAACGAUAAACAAAACACCACGGACCCCAUCAUGAUACUCGAUUUGAGCAAAGUGUUUCACGUGCGCUCAGUGACGCAAGGCGACGUGAUACGCGCAGACGCGAAGGACAUCCCCCGCAUAUUCCAGCUUCUAUACGCGGGCGAGGGCGAGGCCAGACGGCCCGGCGACGCGGCCGACCAACCGCCCGACGCGCAGGACCACGCCGGCAACACAGUCCAACACAAGGGUCACGACUUAGUGAACAUAACGUACCACAUCCCGACCGCGUGCGAGGUUUGCACGCGCCCCCUGUGGCAUAUGUUCCGUCCGCCGCAAGCCUACGAGUGUAGACGCUGUCGUAUGAAAAUCCACGUUGAACACAUAAACGAGGGCGAAGGUGUGGCCGCUUGCAAACUUCACGCGAACAGAGCUCGGGAACUGUUACUCUUAGCACCCGGCGCUCCAGAACAACGGCGCUGGGUCGCGAGGCUAGCCAGACGGGUGCAGAGAUACGGGUACCGCGCCGCCCAUCAUACCAACCAUGACCACACCAAGCUGUCUCCCAGGGACUCGAUGCGAUCGAACCUGAAAGCAGCGUAUAUGAACGCGACGCAGCGCAGCUCCACUCUGCCCGCCAACUCUUCUCUGCCGCGCCAGUGACGCGACUCUGGCCCUUACGCCCCGGUAAAUGAGUCUGGAAUUGAUUAACACUAAUGGUAGUCUAGCUACUUCGUACUAACACUAUCGUCUUUGAUUUUACCCUAAUAGAAGUUUCGGAAGUAUUUGCGCAUUUUGACCUAUAUAAUGUUAAUCGAGUUUGUUUGUUAAAAUUGAUUCUGAUUGAUUUACUAUUUAAAUUAGCUAGUCUCUUUUUAAAUGUUAGGUGUUUAUCUAAAUUUUUAAUUUACAUGACUUCAGCUUGUUUGCUGUGAUAGUUAUUGCGAGUGUAUAGAUUAUUAUUAUGUACUUAUUACUAUAGAAACUCAGGCGAGUGGUAUACCGAGAACGAAUAAAAUUGGAUUCUUAUUCAAAACGAAAGGAAAAUAUAUUUGAAAAGAUAUGACCGUUUUCCAAAUUUAUGAAAAUGGUUUAUUAUUAUAAGAAACAAUUAUACUUCGGCCGAAUACGAAUUAAUGCUGUAUGUGAUAUUAAUAAACCCCAUACUGACAUGAAAUUAUAAUACAGUAAAUGAAUUAUGAAAUCGAAACGUGAAAAAUGAAAACAUGACCUUAACUUUGUCAUUUUCUUAACCGUUACCAAUUAAGGAAUAUUUCGAGUAACAAGAAUUUAAUUAAAGUUAGACAUGAGCGGCGUAAUAUAUCCUAUAGAGGUGUCCGUUCAUUGUCAUUGCGCGUGCGCCAGUCGGGUAAUACGUUUCAUGUCAAGCAACUCAGUGUGCGCGACAUGAUUUAAAAUAAAUUGAAUCGAAUCUUGUAUAUAUUAGUUACAUUAAUUAUGUUGAUAUUACGUUUUUUAUUCGCUAUUGUUAUUUUAUUGAAUAAUACGCGCGUGUCGAAGACGCAAUUUGUUUUGUCACUCGCGAUUAUAAUGCUUUUGGGUUGAGUUGAGUGCGAACGGCUAAGGAUGUGCUAAAACAAGCUUCUUUCAUGCGCUACUGUUAGUUUGUCGAUGUGUUCACACGUUUAAUGUAUACGCUGUGAUACAGGUUUGGGUUUAUGUUAAAAAGUUGAAAGCUCACAUAAUAUCAUCAUUGAUUAAAAAGUCGAUGAUUAAUAGUCAUUUAUAAGGCAAGUUCGCAUAGACCGAGCAGGGUGCCUCUAGUUUUGUGUCUGGUUUAGAAUAAAUGCAUGUGCAAAAAUUAAAUCGUAUUUUUAAAGUGAAGAAUUUUAAACGAUUUCAAUGUUUCUGACACCUAGUCCGACAGGAAACUGCUUUGUGUUUAAUAAUGUUACAUAUCGUGUCUCCUCAGUCUGUGUGAACUCGGCCUAAGAAUCCACGUAGAAUUGAGCUUCUUCACUUUUGACUUUUGUAAUAAUUGUAUUACCUUCAUUCAUAACACCAGACGUUGCCUCAAACCUUACCAUCAAUCAUAAUCCAUCAUUUAUUUCCACAAUGUAGGUUUUGAUCGCUACAAAUGAACGUCAUUGUGUGACAACGCUAUAGAUGAUCAUAAUUUAGUUAUUUACAUGCAAGUACUUACGAAUUAUGACUGCCUCUUUGUCAUACUUAAGAUAUUGAAUAAACAACUUGUAUUGUGUUAAACUGGGUUUAGCUUAUAAAUAAUAAUGAAUUAUUUGUUAAAUACACGCAGACGAGAAUAUAAAAUGACACUUACAGAAUUUCUCAAGUUUAUGGCGUAUUACACGGGCGCUUUGCUGGUCGGUUUUGUCCUUUGGCCUAACCAUAUACAAAAUCGCCUGGCUGGUGUUGCCUAAUGAUUAGUCGAAUAGCUAUUACUUAUUCGAUGUAAAUAUGCCAUUAUUUUCUGUUAAACGCAAGAUAAUGAGAGAGACAUAAAUAAGGACGGAAGAUUAAAUAAACUAAUUCAAUCUCCUUUAAAUAUUUGUUUACUAAUUUACAAAUUAUAACACUUUUUAGUUGACAUUUUCGAUAUUUGUAGUCCAUUUGUACUUUUUGACUGACACAGUGUUCGUAAUAGAUUUUUGUUUUAUAAUGUCCUACUUAUGAAAUCGUAGUAAAAUUUACAAUUAUGUAGAUCUUCCUAGAUUUAAGUAAAGUGAGUUAUGCUAUCUCUUUUGCAAAUUAACGAAGAACAGUGCCAUAAUUGUUUAUAUAGAUAAUCGUCUCCUGUAGUUGCUCAAACGUUAAAAUCAUUAACUGCGUCUUAUGUAAAUGAUAGACUCAAAUGGGCUUCCCUGAAUUUUGCAUACAAAUUAAAAAUUAAUGUUCAGUAGUGAAAAACAUUCAAUUAUGAAGUUUAGAAUUUAUACAGUUACCUAUUAAUAUCGUAAUGCAUUGUUUGUCGUUGAUUUUGGAUAAUUGAGAUCACUGACCACUUUUGAAUAGGGUAUUUGACAAGUUUUAGAAAACCACCUCUCGUUAAUUACUAAUUUUUAUGGAGUCCAUAAAAAGUGGAUAAUCAUCAUUCUUUUGUUAUAUAUAAAAUUCAGUAAAAAAAUCAAAAUGAAAAAUUCCUAUUUCAAGUUGCCGCGAAAACGUUUCUCUGGACAGUAUGGCAUCUCACUAGUAUGUGACGUAACACGACUGUCAUUAAAACUUCAAACGAUACAAUGUAAUGUCACUUUGACCCGAAGUUUACUAGCAUGUGACGUCAUUUUAGGCUUCGCCAAUCUGAGGCGUUUUCGUUCCAUAGAACAGUGACCAUAGAACAAAAAAAAAACGUUCCUAUUUAAUGAUUUUUUUAGUAAAUUUAUUAAUACUUUGUUCCCCCAGAAUAGAAAAAUCGUUGCUAAUAUUCAUAUAAAAUACAAAUGCCAACAAUUGGUACUUUAUUUUUCAUACUGUCAAAUAGCCUAUUAAAAGACGAGGAUACUCGCCACGAAGCAUGUGAUAAAUAUGAAAAGCAAUAAAUAAACAAAGGUUUUGUGCUCUCUGGUAGCUUGUGUGAUAAAGUUAUUGUAGUAGAAACCCCGUUUAAUGUUAUGGUGCCAAAUCUGCUUUUGUUGAUUUAAACUCAAAUUGAUUUGUAAUCAAUAAAAUACCUUAUGAUUUUAAUACUUAAAUAUCAUAUAUGAUUGCCAUUUGACAUUUAAGCUUCACGGUUGUGGAAAUUGGUCACCAUUUUAGGAGAGCUUAACUUGUAAUUAUGUCGAUUGUCUCGUUAUUGUUAAAUGUAUACUGAACAUGUGAUAUUGAAAAUACCAAUUUUCACUAGCACGUUUUGUUGCUUGAAGGUAAGCAAGAUACGGCCUAACGUUAUUAUGCUUACCCAGAAAGUGCCUAUACACUCUAGCCUCUAGUAAUGUACAAUAAGACGUUUUAGUUGUGAUUUUAAAGUACAAAAAAUGUGUUGUAAGCUAGUACCGUUUCACAACAUCCCACUUUUGAUGCCUAUUAUUCGAUUAUAGGUUAAAUAAAAUUACCACUAUUUUUUCAAUGAUUGUAUGCCGCUUAUAAAUUAUUUUACUUGGCUGUUAAUUAUUUUUAUUCGUUGACGUUGCUGGAAAGAGGCAUAUAGUAAUAAUAAAAGGAAUAGAAGGAGCACUCGUAGCUCAAACGAAGACAUAAUCUAAAGAAUUGCAGUUCUGACACUUGGUGAAUUCGAAUAUCUAUUUUUGUAUUAUCAAUGGCGUUUAGUUGUCAGUAAAAAGGUUAAAUGCUUGGCGGGUAAGGAUCGCUGGUAGUAUUGAGUUUGUGGGCGUGAGGUACGCGACCGUUCAUAUGAGGGAGUGCGGGAUGAGGUUAGCUGUGAUAAUAGACGUGUUUCUACACCCGUGGUGCUAGAGGGAAGCCGGCCUCCGAGGAUUUGUUAUUAGUGGUUCUUGUUAUAUCAUAUACAUACGCUGUUUAUAAUUGCUCCACGACACUUUACAUUCCUACAAUAAAAGCUAUGUUGAUUUUGUUUACGUUAGUUUUAUGUUGACUCUGGUUCAGCUUGUGCAGUUGUCGCUUGAAUUAUUUCCUUUUUAGAUUUAAGCACCGGCCAAUCUCUUAUUUCUGUUCGUGUACUGACAAAAGAAUAUCAAAUGUACGUACUUAAGUGUUUGCGAUUCAUCGUAGCUUUAUGCUUAUUUUUUGAGAUGCAUUUUUUAAAUUAUAUUUUAUUAGGGCAGCUAUUGCAUUGUUCGUGUUAUUUCAUUCCAUAUUGUAUCAUAUUAUGACUUUUUAUUAUAUUGUUCAAAAAUGGUUGUUUGCCAAAGAAAAAAAAGAACAUCAAACUUAACAAAAUAUCCGCAGUUUACUUCGAUUUAUUAUAGUACACAAUGUCAUUUAUUUUUCAUUAAUAAUAUUCAAUGUAAUAAUGUUGUUAUAUACUAUGCAUAAUGAUUAUAAAGCUGAUUUUACAAUACGACAUUUUCGCGGAGUAUUUUUAUAACGGCGCUCUCAUACAGACGCCCACAGAAAUACUCCCAAAUUGUCUUAUAAUAUAAAUAUUGGACAAUGUAAAAUCAUGAUUAUGUAAAUUUAUUUAUUAUUAAAAUUCAUCUUUUAUUAUGAUCGUUUUUAUUUAUCACGCUAAAAUUGUAAGUUCCUAACUAGCUAGCUUUUCAUUAGCAAAGACGAAAUUUCUCAAUAAAAUUCGUUUCAUUCAUUUGAAAUUAACGACUAUAUAUUCUAUAGGGCGUGUACUCUAUUAGCUAUUAUCAUUGAAUCUAUUUUUUUUCGUACAUGGUUUGGGUUGGAAUCUUUGAUGUUAGUUCUGUGCGUGAUUAUUGUGUGUCAUGCAAUACGUUAUAUUAAUACCAUGUGCCUUAACUACGGCCCACUCCCAUAUCACCUAGGCAUAUAUGAUAUGUAUCAAUAGUUAUUAUAAUGUACAUAUGUUUCGAAAUAACUAAUAUUUUAUGGAUUUUUUAAGGAAUUUGUAUAUUGUAAAGAUUAUUAAUUUUAUCAUAAAAUUAAUGCCUAAUGUAUAAGUGCUAAAUUUGUGAAAAAUA